Molecule: messenger RNA, 9520 nt
Organism: Suncus etruscus (white-toothed pygmy shrew)
Lineage: Eukaryota; Metazoa; Chordata; Mammalia; Eulipotyphla; Soricidae
Gene: APC
Product: APC regulator of WNT signaling pathway
Exons: 16
Coding region: 15-8591 (2858 amino acids)
Biological process (GO): negative regulation of microtubule depolymerization; cell migration; pattern specification process
Cellular component (GO): cytoplasmic microtubule; catenin complex; beta-catenin destruction complex
Molecular function (GO): gamma-catenin binding; beta-catenin binding; microtubule binding
Source: RefSeq, a predicted model, not a curated record
AAGGGUAGCCAAGGAUGGCUGCGGCUUCCUAUGAUCAAUUGUUAAAGCAAGUUGAGGCACUGAAGAUGGAGAACUCCAAUCUUCGACAAGAGCUGGAAGAUAAUUCCAAUCAUCUUACCAAACUGGAAACUGAGGCAUCUAACAUGAAGGAGGUACUUAAACAACUACAAGGAAGUAUUGAAGAUGAAGCUAUGACUUCUUCUGGACAGAUUGAUAUAUUAGAGCGUCUCAAAGAACUUAACUUAGAUAGCAGCAAUUUCCCUGGAGUGAAAUUACGGUCCAAAAUGUCCCUCCGUUCCUUUGGGAGCCGGGAAGGUUCCGUGUCAAGCCGUUCAGGCGAGUGCAGUCCUGUCCCCACGGGCUCAUUUCCAAGAAGAGGGGUUGUCAAUGGAAGUAGAGAGAACACCAGUUGCUUAGAAGAGCUUGAGAAAGAAAGAUCACUACUUCUUGCUGAUCUUGACAAAGAAGAAAAGGAAAAAGACUGGUAUUAUGCUCAACUUCAGAAUCUCACAAAAAGAAUAGAUAGUCUUCCUUUAACUGAAAAUUUUUCCUUGCAAACAGAUAUGACCAGGAGGCAAUUAGAAUAUGAAGCAAGGCAAAUCAGAGUUGCAAUGGAAAAACAACUAGGCACUUGCCAGGAUAUGGAAAAACGAGCACAGCAAAGAGUAACAAGGAUUCAGCAGAUAGACAAGGACAUACUUCGCAUACGACAACUGUUACAGACCCAGACAGCAGAAACAGAGAGAUUAUCUCAGAACAAGCAUGAAGCUGGCUCACGUGAAACAGAGCGACAGAAUGAAGGCCAAGGAGUGGCAGAAGUCAGCACAGCAGCUUCUUCUGGAAGUGCACAGGUUUCAGCUACACGAAUGGAUCAUGAAACUGCCAGUGUUUUAAGUUCUAGUAGCACACACUCCGCUCCUCGGAGGCUGACGAGCCACUUGGGAACCAAGGUGGAAAUGGUGUAUUCAUUGUUGUCAAUGCUGGGUACUCAUGAUAAGGAUGAUAUGUCGCGAACUUUGCUAGCUAUGUCCAGCUCCCAAGACAGCUGUAUAUCCAUGCGGCAGUCUGGAUGUCUUCCUCUGCUCAUCCAGCUCUUACAUGGCAAUGACAAAGACUCUGUGUUGUUGGGAAACGCCCGGGGCAGUAAAGAGGCUCGGGCCAGGGCCAGUGCGGCACUCCACAACAUCAUUCACUCACAGCCUGAUGACAAGCGAGGCAGGCGUGAAACCCGAGUCCUUCAUCUUUUGGAACAGAUCCGAGCAUACUGUGAAACCUGUUGGGAGUGGCAGGAAGCUCAUGAACAAGGCAUGGACCAGGACAAAAAUCCAAUGCCAGCUCCUGUUGAACAUCAGAUCUGUCCUGCCGUGUGUGUUCUUAUGAAACUUUCAUUUGAUGAAGAACAUAGACAUGCAAUGAAUGAACUUGGCAGGAAGGCUCCCCGGGGCAUUCCACCACAGGAGCUAGGUCAGGGUCUUCCAGGGGGACUCCAGGCCAUUGCAGAAUUAUUGCAGGUGGACUGUGAAAUGUAUGGGCUUACUAAUGAUCACUACAGUAUUACAUUGCGACGAUACGCCGGGAUGGCUCUGACAAACUUGACUUUUGGAGAUGUAGCCAACAAGGCUACACUCUGUUCGAUGAGAGGCUGCAUGAGAGCACUGGUGGCCCAACUGAAAUCUGAGAGCGAGGACCUGCAGCAGGUCAUUGCAAGUGUUCUAAGGAACCUGUCUUGGCGAGCAGAUGUAAAUAGUAAAAAGACACUGCGUGAAGUUGGGAGUGUAAAAGCACUAAUGGAAUGUGCUUUGGAGGUUAAAAAGGAAUCAACCCUCAAAAGUGUACUGAGUGCCUUAUGGAAUUUAUCAGCACACUGCACUGAGAAUAAAGCUGAUAUCUGUGCUGUGGACGGUGCACUUGCAUUUUUGGUUGGCACUCUCACUUACCGGAGUCAGACAAAUACUCUAGCCAUUAUUGAAAGUGGAGGUGGAAUAUUACGAAAUGUGUCCAGCUUGAUAGCUACAAAUGAGGAUCACAGACAAAUCCUAAGAGAGAACAACUGCCUGCAAACAUUAUUACAGCAUUUAAAAUCUCACAGUUUGACAAUAGUCAGCAAUGCUUGUGGAACCCUGUGGAAUCUCUCAGCAAGAAACCCCAAAGACCAGGAAGCAUUGUGGGACAUGGGGGCAGUAAGCAUGCUCAAGAACCUCAUUCAUUCAAAGCACAAGAUGAUUGCUAUGGGAAGUGCUGCAGCUUUACGGAAUCUCAUGGCAAAUAGACCUGCGAAAUACAAGGAUGCCAAUAUAAUGUCUCCUGGUUCAAGCUUGCCUUCUCUUCAUGUCAGGAAACAAAAGGCCCUGGAAGCAGAAUUAGAUGCUCAGCAUUUAUCAGAAACAUUUGACAAUAUUGACAAUUUAAGUCCCAAGGCAACUCAUCGUAGUAAGCCAAGACACAAGCAGAGUCUUUAUGGGGACUAUGUUUUUGACAACAACCGACAUGAUGACAACAGACCAGAUAGCUUCAAUACUGGAAAUAUGACAGUUCUUUCACCAUAUUUAAACACUACAGUGUUGCCCAGCUCUUCAUCGAGGGGAAGUUUAGAUAGUUCUCGUUCUGAAAAAGAUAGGAGUUUGGAGAGAGAACGAGGAAUUCGUUUGGGUGACUACCACUCAACAGCAGAAAACCCGGGAACCUCCUCAAAGCGAGGUCUCCAGAUCUCCACCACUGCAGCCCAUAUUGCCAAAGUCAUGGAAGAAGUGUCAGCCAUUCAUAGCUCCCAAGAAGAAAGAAGUUCGGGAUCGGCCACUGAGUUACACUGUGGGACAGAUGAAAGGAAUGCCUUAAGAAGAAGCUCUACCACCCAUCCACACUCAAACACUUACAACUUCACUAAGCCAGAAAAUUCAAAUAGGACAUGUCCAAUGCCUUAUGGCAAAUUGGAAUAUAAGAGAUCUUCAAAUGAUAGCUUAAAUAGUGUCAGUAGUAGUGAUGGCUAUGGCAAAAGGGGGCAAAUGAAACCUUCCAUUGAAUCUUACUCUGAAGAUGAUGAAAGUAAAUUCUGUAGCUAUGGUCAAUAUCCAGCUGACCUGGCCCAUAAAAUACAUAGUGCAAAUCAUAUGGAUGAUAAUGAUGGAGAACUAGAUACACCAAUAAAUUAUAGCCUCAAGUAUUCAGAUGAGCAGUUGAAUUCUGGAAGGCAAAGUCCUUCACAGAACGAAAGAUGGGCAAGACCCAAACAUAUUAUAGAAGAUGAAAUAAAACAAAACGAGCAGAGACAAUCAAGGAGUCAAAGCACAACUUACCCCAUAUACCCUGAGAACACUGAUGAUAAACAUCUCAAAUUCCAACCACAUUUUGGACAGCAGGAAUGUGUGUCCCCAUAUAGAUCAAGAGGAGCCAACGGUUCAGAAACAAAUCGAGUAGGUUCUAACCUACAUUCUGGCAUUAACCAGAAUGUAAACCAGGCAUUGUGUCAAGAAGAUGAUUAUGAGGACGAUAAGCCAACUAACUAUAGUGAGCGUUACUCUGAAGAAGAGCAGCAUGAAGAAGAAGAGAGACCAACAAAUUAUAGCAUAAAAUAUAAUGAAGAAAAGCAUCAUGUAGAUCAGCCUAUUGAUUACAGUCUAAAAUAUACCACUGACAUUCCUUCCUCACAGAAACCAGGCUUUUCCUUUACAAAGAAUCCGUCUACCCAGAACACUAAAACUGAGCACAUCUCUUCAAACAGUGAGAGCAAUGUUACACCUUCAUCUAACUCUAAGAGGCAGAAUCCACUCCAUCCAAGUUCAUCCCAGAGUAGAAGUAGCCAGACUCAGAAAGCUGCUUCUUGCAAAGUUCCCUCUAUCAACCAAGAAACAAUACAGACUUACUGUGUAGAAGAUACGCCGAUAUGUUUCUCAAGGUGUAGUUCAUUGUCAUCUUUGUCAUCUGCUGAAGAUGAAAUAGGAUGUGAUCAGACAACACAGCCAACAGAUUCUGCAAAUACGUUACAAAUUGUAGAAAUUAAAGAAAACAAUGGAGCUAGAUCAACUGAAGAUUCUGUGAAUGAAGUUCCCACAGCAUCCCAACAUCUUAGAGCCAAGUCCAGCAGACUGCAGGCUUCUGGUUUAUCUUCUGAAUCAACCAGACACAAAGCUGUAGAAUUUUCCUCAGGAGCCAAAUCUCCAUCAAAAAGUGGAGCCCAGACACCUAAAAGCCCACCAGAACACUACGUGCAGGAGACUCCCCUCAUGUUUAGUAGAUGUACCUCUGUCAGCUCACUUGACAGCUUUGAGAGUCGCUCUAUUGCCAGCUCUGUUCAGAGCGAGCCCUGCAGUGGAAUGGUCAGUGGUAUUAUAAGCCCUAGUGACCUUCCAGAUAGCCCUGGACAAACCAUGCCGCCAAGUAGAAGUAAAACCCCUCCUCCUCCUCCAGCAAUCACAAAUACGCAAGAGGUCCCUCAAAACAAAAUACCUAAUGCUGAAAAGAGUGGACCUAAGCAAGCUGCGGUGCAUGCUGCCGUCCAGCGGGUGCAGGUUCUUCAAGAUACUGAUACUUUAAUGCAUUUUGCCACAGAAAGUACUCCAGAUGGAUUUUCUUGUUCAUCCAGCCUGAGCGCUCUGAGUCUUGAUGAGCCAUUUAUACAGAAAGAUGUGGAAUUGAGAAUAAUGCCCCCGGUGCAGGAAAAUGACAAUGGGAAUGAAACCGAAUCUGAGCAGCCUGAAGAAGCACAUGAAAAUCAGGGUAAAAAGGCAGAAAAGCCCGCUGAUUCUGAAAAAGAUCUUUUAGAUGAUUCUGAUGAUGAUGAUAUUGAAAUACUAGAAGAAUGUAUCAUCUCUGCCAUGCCAACAAAAUCUUCACAUAAAGCCAAAAGGCCACCCCAGGCGACUUCAAAAUUACCUCCACCCGUGGCACGGAAACCAAGUCAGUUACCUGUGUACAAACUUUUGCCGUCACAAAACCGGCUACAAGCACAAAAGCAUGUUAGCUUUACACCAGGAGAUGACGUGCCACGAGUAUAUUGCGUAGAAGGGACACCCAUCAACUUUUCCACAGCGACAUCGCUCAGUGAUCUCACAAUCGAAUCCCCUCCCAAUGAGUCUGCAGGAGAAGGGGUUCGAGCAGGGGCACCACUGGGAGAAUUUGAAAAGCGAGACACCAUUCCCACAGAAGGCAGAAGUACAGAUGAGGCUCAAAGAGGAAAGGCCUCAUCGUUCACUAUACCUGAAUUAGAUGACAAUAAAACAGAAGAAGGCGAUAUCCUUGCAGAAUGCAUUAAUUCUGCUAUGCCGAAAGGAAAAAGUCACAAGCCUUUCCGGGUUAAAAAGAUAAUGGACCAGGUCCAGCAAGCUUCUAUGUCUUCCUCAGGAACUAACAAAAAUCAGUUAGAGAGUAAGAAAAAGAAACCAACUUCACCAGUUAAACCUAUGCCACAAAAUACUGAAUCUAGGACUCGUGUCAGAAAAAAUCCAGACACAAAAAGCAAUUUAAAUGCAGACAGAACUUUCCCAGACAACAAAGAUUCAAAGAAACAGAACCUGAAAAAUAAUUGCAAGGAUUUCACUGAUAAGCAACCAAAUAAUGAAGAUCGAAUCAGAGGAAGUUUUACUUUUGAUUCCCCUCAUCAUUACACACCUAUUGAAGGAACUCCAUAUUGUUUUUCACGAAACGAUUCUCUGAGUUCUCUAGAUUUUGAUGAUGAUGAUGUGGAUCUUUCUAGGGAAAAGGCCGAAUUAAGAAAGGGGAAAGAAAAUAAGGAGUCAGAGGCUAAAGUCCACACAGAACUAACCUCUAACCAACAGCCAACUACUAAGACACAAGCUGUUACAAAACAUCCGGUAAAUCGAGGUCAGUCUAAACCUUUACUGCAGAAACAAUCCACUUUUCCGCAGUCUUCCAAAGAUGUACCAGAUAGAGGAGCAGCAACUGAUGAGAAAUUACAGAAUUUUGCUAUUGAAAAUACUCCAGUUUGCUUCUCUCGAAAUUCCUCUCUGAGUUCUCUUAGUGACAUUGAUCAAGAAAACAAUAACAGUAAAGAAAAUGAGCCUAUCAAAGAGAGAGUACCCCCUGACUCACAGGGAGAACCGAGUAAACCUCAGACAUCUGGCUAUGCUCCUAAGUCAUUCCAUGUUGAAGAUACCCCUGUCUGCUUCUCUAGAAACAGUUCCCUCAGUUCUCUUAGUAUUGAUUCUGAAGAUGAUCUGCUGCAGGAAUGUAUAAGUUCUGCAAUGCCAAAGAAGAAAAAGCCUCCAAGACCUAAGGGUGAUCAUGAGAAGCAUAGUCCCAGGAAUAUGGGUGGCAUUUUGGCAGAAGAUUUAACAUUAGAUUUGAAAGAUAUAGACAGACCAGAUUCAGAGCAUGGCUUAUCCCCUGACUCAGAAACGUUUGAUUGGAAAGCUAUUCAGGAGGGUGCAAAUUCUAUAGUAAGUAGUUUACAUCAAGCUGCUGCAGCUGCCUGCUUAUCUAGGCAAGCUUCCUCUGAUUCGGAUUCGAUCCUUUCACUGAAAUCAGGAAUCUCCCUGGGGUCACCAUUUCAUCUUACACCUGACCAGGAGGAAAAACCCUUUACAAGCAAUAAAGGCCCGCGAAUUCUAAAACCAGGGGAGAAAAGUACAUUGGAAACUAAAAAAGUAGAAGCUGAAAAUAAAGGAAUCAAAGGAGGGAAAAAAGUUUAUAAAAGUUUGAUUACUGGAAAAGUACGGUCCAAUUCAGAAGUUUCAAGCCAAAUUAAGCAAUCCCUCCAAACAAACAUGCCUUCAAUCUCUCGAGGUAGAACAAUGAUUCAUAUUCCUGGAGUCCGAAAUAGCUCCUCAAGUACUAGUCCUGUUUCUAAAAAAGGUCCACCCAUUAAGACUCCAGCCUCUAAAAGCCCUAGUGAAGGUCAGUCGGCUACCACUUCUCCAAGAGGAGCCAAGCCAUCAGUGAAAUCAGAAUUGAGCCCAGUUACUAAGCCGACAACCCAACCAGGAGGCUCAAAUAAAGGACCAUCAAGAUCAGGAUCGAGAGAAUCCACUCCUUCAAGACCUGCCCAGCAGCCAUUAACCAGGCCUAUGCAGUCUCCGGGACGAAGCUCAGUUUCUCCUGGUAGAAACGGGAUAAGUCCUAACAAAUUAUCUCAGCUGCCAAGGACAUCAUCCCCUAGUACUGCUUCAACGAAGUCCUCGGGUUCUGGGAAAAUGUUGUAUACAUCCCCAGGGAGACAGUUGAGCCAGCAGAACCUGACCAAGCAAACAACGGGCUUAUCCAAGAAUGGCAGUAGUAUCCCAAGAAGUGAGUCAGCCUCCAAAGGACUAAAUCAGAUGAGUAAUAGCAAUGGGUCCAAUAAAAAAGUAGAACUCAACAGAAUGUCUUCAGCUAAAUCAAGUGGAAGUGAAUCUGACAGGUCAGAGAGACCUGUUUUAGUACGCCAGUCAACUUUCAUCAAAGAAGCUCCAAGUCCGACUCUAAGGAGAAGAUUGGAAGAAUCUGCUUCGUUUGAAUCUCUUUCUCCCUCUUCCAGACCAGAUUCUCCCACUAGGUCCCAAGCACAGACUCCAGUUUUAAGUCCUUCCCUUCCUGACAUGUCCCUUUCGACGCAUCCAUCUGUUCAGUCUGGUGGAUGGCGAAAACUACCCCCUAAUCUCAGCCCCACCAUUGAGUAUAGUGAUGGAAGACCAGCAAAGCGCCAUGACAUCGCACGCUCCCACUCUGAAAGCCCUUCCAGACUUCCCAUCAAUAGGUCUGGAACCUGGAAACGUGAGCACAGCAAACAUUCAUCAUCGCUUCCUCGAGUAAGUACUUGGAGAAGAACUGGAAGUUCAUCUUCAAUUCUUUCUGCCUCAUCAGAAUCCAGUGAAAAGGCAAAAAGCGAGGAUGAAAAACAAGUGAACUUUUCUUCAGGCACCAAACAAACUAAAGAAAACCAAGUACCCACAAAAGGAACAUGGAGGAAAAUAAAAGAAAGUGAAAUUUCUCCCACAAAUAGUACUUCUCAGACCACUUCCUCAGGUGCUACAAAUGGUGCUGAAUCAAAGACCCUCAUUUAUCAAAUGGCGCCUGCCGUUUCUAAAACAGAGGAUGUUUGGGUUAGAAUUGAGGACUGCCCCAUCAACAACCCUAGAUCUGGAAAGUCUCCAACAGGAAAUUCUCCCCCGGUGAUCGACAGUUUUUCAGAAAAGGGAAACCCAAAUGCUAAAGACUCAAAAGAUAAUCAGGGAAAACAAAAUAUUGGUAAUGGCAGUGUCACUGUACGUACUGUGGGUUUAGAAAACCGCCUGAACUCCUUUCUUCAGGUGGAUGCUCCAGACCAAAAAGGAACUGAGGCAAAACCGGGACAGAAUAAUUCUGUGCCCACAUCAGAGACCAAUGAAAGUUCUAUAGCAGAGCGUACCCCAUUCAGUUCUAGUAGCUCAAGCAAACACAGUUCACCUAGUGGGACCGUUGCUGCCAGAGUCACUCCUUUUAAUUAUAACCCCAGCCCAAGGAAAAGCAGUGCAGAUAGCACUUCUGCCAGGCCAUCUCAGAUCCCAACCCCCGUGAACAACAGCUCGAAGAAACGAGAUUCCAAGACUGACAAUGCAGAAUCCAGUGGAAGUCAGAGUCCUAAGCGCCAUUCUGGAUCUUACCUGGUGACAUCUGUGUGAGGGAAGUAGAAGAUCAUGUGUUCAUUACAACUGCUAUGGAGCAUUUUGGUUUCAAAUGAAACUUUAAAAACUGGGAAUUUUUGUAAAUAGGUUUGAUUCUUGUUAGAAGGUUUUUGUUCUGGAAGCCAUAUUUGAUAGUAUAAUUGUCUUCACUGGUCAUAUUUUGGGAGGCACUCAUAGUUUGGAAGAAAAUGGUAAAUCCAAGUAUAUUUGUACAGUAUGUUUUACAUGUAUUUAAAUAGCAUCCCACCCCAUCGUCCUUUAAUUAUUGCUUGUCUUAAUAAUUAAGUACAGAUAGAAGAUAUAUCUUGCUGUUAUCAAUCAUUUCUAGGUUAUAAACUCACUAAACUUAACAUCAGGGAGAAAUUGGUAUUUAUGCAAAAAAUAGUCUUUUAAUCCUCGUGUUUCCAUCUGACAUCAUAAUUAAUCAUGUGGCUGUGAAAUUCACAGUAAUAUGGUUCCGGUGAACAAGUCUGCCCAGCCUGCUUUGCUUUAGUGCAUGAAUGAAACUGGUGGUUCCUUUCCAGAAGUAAUGAUUAACAGUUCUGUGGUUCCAUGUGCGCAUUUAGAUAGCUACAGUGUAACAAAUCAUACUGUUUGUGCUCAAAACAAAAAAAAAAGUUGUGUAACUGUAAAACAUUGAAUGGAAACUAUUUUACCUGAACUAGAUUUUAUCUGAAAGUAGGUAGAAUUUUUUGCUAUGCCGUAACUUGUUGUAUAAUUCUAGUAUUUGAGGUGAGAAGGCUGCUCUUUUAUUAAUGAGGCAUGAGUGUGUCUCAACAGAAACUAAAUGAACAUUUCAGAAUAAAUUAUUGCUGUAUGUAAACGGUUACUUAGAUGGUAUUUGUUUGAAGGUUCUUAUUUUACAUUUGUAUUAAUAAUUGUUCAAAAGACCUCUUUGAAAACCUUAUAUAAACUUUUUCUUCAAA